GAGCAAAUAAAUCGCACAAAUUAAGGCAAAAAAAAAAAAAGGAAAAAAGAAAAAAGACAUUUAACAAUGGCUCGCCACUUCCCCUCGCUUCUCCUCCUCGUCACUCUCCUCCUCCCCUUUCUCACCAAUGGUGAUGACGACGAUAACCGGUGCGUGUACACGGUGUACGUGCGCACCGGCUCGGUCAUCAAAUCGGGCACCGACGCCACCGUCGGCCUCACCCUCGCCGACGCCUCUGGCCGGGAAGUGUCGGUCCCGGACCUGGUGGCGUGGGGCGGGCUCAUGGGCCCGGCCCACGACUACUUCGAGCGGGCCAAUUUAGACGUCUUCAGCGGGCGCGGGCCGUGCGGGCUCGGCCCGUUAUGCCGCCUCAACCUGACCUCCGACGGGUGGGGCCCGCACCACGGGUGGUACUGCGAGUACGUCGAGGUAACGUUGACCGGACCUCACACGCCGUGCGCACAGACGCUUUUCUACGUGCGCCAGUGGUUGGCCGCCGACGCUGCACCGUACCAGCUGUACGCGACCGUCGACGGAUGCGGCGGGGGCCCGGCCAGGGCCCACAAGGCCCAGCAACACGUAAUGGGCCGGGUUGUGAUCGGGGAUGGGCCAAAUGCGGAGUCCAUUUAAAGUGUCACGUGUGCACGUGUGUUGUGUAGGUGGAGGGGCUUGUGUGCUUAUUAUCAUUCACACAAGUGGAUGGGACUUUGUGAUGCUUGGUUUGAAUCCGUGGUUUGAAAAUAUUUGGUUCAGUGUGACAAAGAGUCAUUUUGGGGUUUUGUUAUAAUGAAAUAAAUGAAAUAAAUAAGUAAUGCUCGUCGGUUUUAUUAAGAAAUGUGAAUGGAUUCGGGUUCGAUUUGCACUCGAAGUAAAAGCAUUUGCAGCACCAAGUCAAAGCAUUAGUGACACGACCCAGACAC
Ananas comosus (pineapple) is the source of this 920-nucleotide messenger RNA. RefSeq names its product PLAT domain-containing protein 3-like. Gene Ontology annotation, molecular function: protein binding. The transcript is spliced from 2 exons. The record is from RefSeq and is a predicted model, not a curated record. Lineage: Eukaryota; Viridiplantae; Streptophyta; Magnoliopsida; Poales; Bromeliaceae. The coding region runs from base 67 to 630 and encodes 187 amino acids.